This is a messenger RNA of Aspergillus udagawae, 1368 nucleotides long. RefSeq names its product gamma-tubulin mipA. The record is from RefSeq and is a predicted model, not a curated record. Gene Ontology annotation, biological process: mitotic cell cycle; meiotic spindle organization; mitotic spindle organization. The transcript is spliced from 8 exons. Lineage: Eukaryota; Fungi; Ascomycota; Eurotiomycetes; Eurotiales; Aspergillaceae. Gene Ontology annotation, cellular component: microtubule; nucleus; gamma-tubulin complex. Gene Ontology annotation, molecular function: GTP binding; structural constituent of cytoskeleton. The coding region runs from base 1 to 1368 and encodes 455 amino acids.
AUGCCCAGAGAAAUAAUUACGAUUCAAGCCGGCCAGUGCGGCAACAAUGUCGGCAGUCAGUUCUGGCAACAGCUUUGCCUUGAGCAUGGGAUUAGCCAGGAUGGGAACUUGGAAGAGUUUGCAACAGAAGGCGGGGAUCGCAAGGAUGUCUUUUUCUACCAGAGCGAUGAUACCAGAUAUAUCCCCCGAGCUAUCCUUCUGGACUUAGAGCCAAGAGUUUUGAACUCAAUACAAAGCGGACCUUACAAGAAUAUCUACAAUCCAGAGAACUUCUUCAUCGGUCAGCAAGGCAUUGGUGCUGGGAACAAUUGGGGUGCCGGUUACGCCGCCGGCGAAGUUGUACAAGAGGAGGUUUUCGACAUGAUUGACCGAGAAGCGGACGGUAGUGAUUCUUUAGAGGGCUUCAUGUUCCUGCAUUCGAUUGCAGGAGGAACCGGCUCGGGACUUGGUAGCUUCAUCCUAGAGCGGAUGAAUGACCGAUUUCCCAAGAAGUUGAUUCAGACAUACUCCGUUUUCCCCGAUACCCAGUCCGCGGAUGUCGUGGUCAAUCCGUACAACAGUCUGCUAGCCAUGAGGAGACUGACACAGAAUGCUGACUCUGUGGUUGUUCUCGACAAUGGUGCACUCUCGAGGAUUGUUGCAGAUAGACUUCAUGUUCAAGAGCCUUCGUUCCAGCAGACGAAUCAGCUUGUGUCCACCGUCAUGUCAGCCUCAACUACCACACUCCGUUACCCCGGCUACAUGCACAAUGAUCUUGUUGGAAUCAUCGCCUCUCUUAUCCCUACACCUCGCAGCCAUUUCCUGAUCACCUCAUACACGCCCUUUACUGGUGACAAUGUCGACCAAGCAAAGACAGUUCGCAAAACCACCGUUCUAGACGUUAUGCGCCGCCUGCUACAGCCGAAAAACCGCAUGGUCUCAAUCAACCCCAGCAAGUCCAGCUGCUACAUGAGUAUCCUCAACAUCAUCCAGGGUGAAGCAGAUCCCACAGAUGUGCACAAGUCUUUGCUGCGUAUCCGCGAGCGACGCUUGGCAUCAUUCAUCCCUUGGGGCCCGGCCAGUAUCCAAGUCGCCCUGACCAAGAAAUCUCCAUACAUACAAAACACACACCGCGUCAGCGGCCUGAUGCUGGCGAAUCACACGUCAGUGGCGACUCUCUUCAAGCGAAUCGUCCAACAGUACGACCGCCUGCGGAAACGAAACGCAUUCUUGGAACAGUACAAGAAGGAGAGUCCCUUUACAGACGGUCUCGGCGAAUUUGACGAAGCGCGGGCUGUGGUGAUGGACCUCGUAGGUGAAUAUGAGGCAGCAGAAAGAGAAGACUAUCUGGACCCAGAUGCGGGCAAGGAGAAGGAGAUGGGGGUGUGA